Messenger RNA from Rhipicephalus microplus (southern cattle tick), 1247 nucleotides. Its product is annotated as ATP-binding cassette sub-family C member 2. The record is from RefSeq and is a predicted model, not a curated record. Gene Ontology annotation, cellular component: membrane. Lineage: Eukaryota; Metazoa; Arthropoda; Arachnida; Ixodida; Ixodidae. Gene Ontology annotation, biological process: transmembrane transport. Gene Ontology annotation, molecular function: ATP binding; ATP hydrolysis activity; ABC-type transporter activity.
ACGACUAUGUCCAUGCUCUGCAUAACCUACCUGGGGAUGACGCAAAUUUUGGUAGCUUUGGAGCGUGACAUCGAGUUCACGGAGUUGCCGAAAGAGGCAGAGGUAGAGAAGGCAGCCGUCGAGCAAAAAAGGCGUAGCGGGCCAGACUCGACAAAAGGCACGGCUGUGACUCCACUUCACCUGGUCGACUCAACGUGGCCCACGGAAGGACGAGUCGAGUUCCAAGACUUUAGCGCCUCUUACAGGCCCACUGUGCUCGAGGACUCCCUAAAGCACGUCACAUUCACAGUUCGUUCGCGCGAAAAGGUCGGAAUUGUGGGUCGCACAGGUGCGGGAAAGUCAUCCCUAGUCCUAGCCCUGCUACGGGUGCUCAAGAGCACGAAUGGCAAGAUAUUGAUAGAUGACGUCGACAUAGCCUCUGUGCCACUGCCAAAGUUGCGUACUGCAAUCACCGUCAUUCCCCAAGAUCCGAAUCUCGUGCGCGGAACACUUCGUGCAAACCUUGAUCCCACGAAGAGGCACACGGACGAGGAGUUGUGGGAGGUUUUGCGACAGGCCAAGCUUGCUGAAUUCGUGUCCAAGCAACCACUCCAGCUAUUGCUCGAGACUGGAGACGGUGGCAGCAAUCUGAGUGCUGGGCAGCGGCAGCUGGUGUGUUUGGCACGUGCCCUGCUGCGGAGAUCAAAGAUCUUGGUACUAGAUGAAGCCACUUCACACAUGGACGGUGACACAGACAGCCUGAUCCAAGCGACGUUGCGGGACAGCUUCGCCAAUUUCACGCUGCUCACCGUGGCACACCGGCUGCACACGGUGCUCGACUACGACAGGAUACUCGUCAUGAACGAAGGAAGUGUCACCCAAUAUGGAACUUUGGAUGAACUUCUCGAAGACAGCACAUCUAUGUUCUAUGAAAUGGCAGCAAAAGCUGGAAUCGCAUCUCACCGCGGCGGAGGGAAGGCUAUGCUCGCUUCUACCGAGCCCUGUACGCACCUCUGACAUCUCAGAGCCGCAAGGAACGAAGCUGGUCGUGAGCUCGCCAUCAAGCUCACAGCAGCAUCUCACAAGAGCAGCUAACCUGGCUAGCAGCUAGCUCACCUCACGCUCUUUUAGGAUGAGGACUGCCACGCUACAUAGAACAAUUUGCAAUGCAUAAUUUACCAGAGGGCCUUUAUAUAGCAGGCCCACAAUGUCACGAGAAGACACCUAGAAAAUACACAGUUUUCUGAAUAAACAUUCUGUAGACGGCA